Messenger RNA from Racocetra persica, 3795 nucleotides. NCBI's taxonomy places the organism in Eukaryota, Fungi, Glomeromycota, Glomeromycetes, Diversisporales, Gigasporaceae. The record is from the annotation of a GenBank genome assembly.
AUGCAAAAGCAAGAAGAAAAUUUACAGAAAGAAAUGUCUGAAUUAAAGAGACGAUUAAGUAACUUAACGAGUGGUGAUGAUGUAAAUAAAGUUCUUCAAAAUGAGUUAGAUAGUUUACGAAAAGAACUUCAAGAUGUUCGUGAAAGAGAAUUUAUCGCCCUUGAAAGGCUUCAACUCUUAAAAAGUAGGAUAGAUUGUGAUUCUGAAGAGUCUCAAUUGCAAGAACAAUUGGACUAUUUGAGAAGUGUAGAGUCAAUGCAAAAGAACAGAAUAAUGGCAUUAGAAAAUAGAAUUUUGGAGAAAGGUGAACAUGUUGAUGAAUUUCUUUUUCAACUUCGAACUGAUCUAGCUUUAGCCAAAGAGUCCAAAAUUUUACAUCUCAGGACAAUAGAAGCUCUAGAAAUAAAAAUAAAAAACAUUGAAGAUAGAACUUUAGCUAGCACACUACAGCUUGAAAUGGCAGAGAUGAGAUUUAAAGAAUCUCAACAAUUAGAAAAAAUACGUAAUCUUGAAUUGAAUUUGAAUCAACAAACCGUAAAUGAUAUUCAUCAUAUUAAAUGCAUGCUUGAGGAAAUUAAAGAUAUUCAUAGCAACGAAUGGAAGCAAUCAAAAGACACUGAACUUACAGAAACAUCUUUAGGAUUAAUAAAAGGUGAAUCUGAUAUUUCCCUCCUUAAGGAUGAGAUAACUACCUUAAAAAAUUCAAAAGUUACUCUUAACAAAACUAUUCAAGACCUAAAAUUCAAGCUUUUAGAUUCCCAAGAACAACUUUCGAAUCUUGAAAUUUUAAAAGCAGAAAUAAGUAAUUUGAAAAAAAUAGAAAGUGAACAAAAAUAUACAAUUGAACAAUUACAACUACAACUUUCUGAAAUCAGAAAAUCCAAAGAACUUUCUAAGAACGAACUGGAACUUAUGAAAAAAGGAAUUAGUCAUCAGAAUGAAGUUAUCGAAUCACUUGAAAAAGAAGUAAUAAGUCUUAGACAAGAGAUAUUCACCGCAAAAGAAAUAAAUGUCUCAUCUGCUCUUAAAGCUUUGGAAGUAGAAAUAGAAACGUAUAAAAUUGCUGGUACAAACACCGACAAGAAUGUAAUUGCUUUACGGGAAGCGUUAGCUAAUACUAAACUUGAAAUGGUUGCUCAAAAUGAAAUUUUGGCUGAACUUGAAACCGAAAUGAUGGCUAUAGAGAAAAAACGUGAUCAUCAUAUUGAAAUCGGGGAAAAGUUGGCAGUAAAACUUCAAGAACAAGAAUUUAUUCAUAAGGAAACUGUUGCAGGUUUUGAAUCAAAACUCUCAAGCCUAGAAACAAAACUUGCGAAAGCACAAGAUUCUUCUUUCCAAAGCAAGAAAAUAAUAACCAAUCUCGAACAAACUCUUAUGAAAGUUCAAUCACAACUAGAUGAUGCAAGGUUAUCAGACGUUAAACAUACACAAUUCAUUACAGAAUUACAAGAUAAAUUGAUCGAGACAAAUACGAUGUUAAUGGAAAGAGAAAAACAAUUGACCACACAAGAUUUUCAAAUUGCAGAGUUGGAAGCUGUCAUACAUAAAACACAAAUAGAACUUGAAAAGACUAAAGCGUCUGAACAUGAAGCAGAAGAACGUGUAAAACAAGUAGAAGCAAAACUAUCAGAGAUCGCCUUCAGGUUGGGAAGUAGUCAUUCUAUUGAAGAAUUCGAAGCUGCCAAAAAGAUGGCCGAAGAACAAUCAAUACUUGUUAAAGAGCUUGAAGAGAUAUUGGAACAGAUUCAAAACCAAACUUGUGCAGAUGCCGAAAUUUCAAAUGCCAAUAUUGCAAAAAUAAGUGCGGAAUUGGAAGAAGCUCGGGCAGCUGAAAUAGCAAAAUCAGCUUUAGUUAAAGAUUUGGAGGAAACGUUGAAAGUUAAAAAUGAUAAUAUUUUAGAGUUAGAACGAGCAAUGAAGAAUUCAAAAGAAGAACUUGAAAAAAUUAAAGAAUCAGAAUUAAUACACAUGGAAAUGAUAGCAAGUCUUGAAAGUAAACUUCAGGAAGUUGAAGAACAAAGAGUAGAGGGAGUUCUCAAGCUCAAAGAGGCCAAUGAAGAAAUUACUUUGAUGCAGAAACAAUAUUUGGACUUGCAAAAACAAGUCGAAGAUUCUCAGUCUCAAUUAGCCAUGCAACGUGAACAAAAGAAUAUUGAUGAUAUGUUGUCCAAUCAAUUAAAAGAAGUCCAAGGUCAAGUAAAAGAACAUUUAAUACAAAUUGGAGUUCUUGAAGAAAAGAUUCAACAGCUUGAAACUGAAAAGAAACAAGAAAGUGAACUUUAUGUAAAUGCAACCGAAGAACUGACUCAACUUAAAAAGGAAUUUGAGUCAUUGGCAGAAGAAUUUGCAGAUGCUGCCAGUAAAUUUGAAAAUGCUGAUGAAUUAUCUAAACAGCAAAAAAUUCGUAUUGAAAACUUGGAAUCAGCCCUAAAUGAAGCCAAAAAAUUACAAACAAUGACACCAACUCUCCAAUUAAACGGCUCAACUGAAAUAACUGAAACAUCAAGAUCUUUUGACGCAAAAUUCGCAAAUUCUACGAUAAAUUCACUCACAUGUGCAAACGAUGAACUCAUGGCAAGGAUUAUUGAAUUGGAAGCUCGUGCAUCUACACUAACUGACCAAAAUAAAAACUUGCAAAAUGAACUUUCAUGUUUCACUGCGAAAGAUAUGCAAGUGUUUGAAGAUAUGAAACAAAAGAUUAUAGAAUUUGAUGCUGUUAAAAAAGAACUAAAAGAAUUAGAAGAAAUAAAUGAAACCUUCUUUGAAGAAUGUAAGGUACUUGAAGCUAAGGUUCAGUCCUUAAUGAAGCAAUUAUGGUCUCUUACAAAUGGUGGAAAUGAAGUAGCCCUUCAAGUGGCAGAAUUGAAUGAUCAAAUCAUUAAACGUGAAAAGGAGAUUUCAGAAUUGAAAAUUAAAUCAUCAACAGCAAAUAAAGAAGCAAAGGAAGAAAUUUCACGGCUUUUAAAUGAAAAUGAAUCCCUUAGGAAAGUGAUGCAAAAAGUAAAUCUAGAACCCAUAGUUGAUGCUACAAACCGUGGCUCACUUGAUACAAAUAACGCAAAUUUAGAUGUUUAUACACUUUCACACCAAGAUGACAUGAGAUCCAUGCAAAAAACUGAUGUAGAGUUACAAGAAUUCCAUAAAAAUCAAGUGCAACCGACAAUUUCAUCUUUAUUUGCACCUCCAGAUAUCAAAAAGAACAUUCAACAUCUUUCAGACAAUUUAACAAAUGCACCACCGCCUACGCCACCACCAAGUCACCCAUUACCACCAUUACCAAUUUCAUUACCACUAACUCCUAAUAGUCCUAUUUCACGAUCUACAACUCCAAAUGUAGCACGUCCUCGCACGCCACUUUCGCCGAAACAUGAAUGCUUCCAUUCAGAAUCAGUGGUACCAAAUAAUUCAGAUCUUGUGUUAGAGAUUCAAAGGCUAAAUAAAAGAAUUGCAAAGAUUGAAGGAGAAAAUUUGCAAAAUCAACAACUUGUUGAAACGUUAGAAUCUACUUUAAAUGAAAACGAGAUCAAUUUGAAUUUGGCCAAACAAGAAUUGGCAAUUAUCCAAAACCAAAAAAUGGAGUUGGUUAAACAAGUUAAAAGUUUGAAAUCUCAAUUGGAUGAAGCAAAAGAUGAAAUAGAAAGCACUAAAUUUGAAGUUAAAAAUGAGAAACAAGUUAUGGAGAAGGUAUUAGAAGAAGAGAGACAGGCCAAAGAAAAAUCAGAACGGGCAAGAAUUGCUUUGGAAAAUCAAAUGGAAAAACUCAUGGCAAAACGAAGCAAAUUUAUGUGUUUUUAA